Messenger RNA from Sphenostylis stenocarpa, 993 nucleotides. The record is from the annotation of a GenBank genome assembly. Lineage: Eukaryota; Viridiplantae; Streptophyta; Magnoliopsida; Fabales; Fabaceae.
AUGAGUUCCAUCCCUUCUUCUUUUCAUGUGGGUUCCCAAGCUCCGCCCUUAGGUCAUGCUAAGGGGGUUUUGGGUCCAAACCUUGAGAUGACGUUGGGCCCUUCAAUGGUUCAGCCCCAGGAGUGUAAGGGGACAAAGAGAACCAAUGAUGAAAGGGUCGAAAACAGGAACUUGUGUUUGAAACGUGGGGAAGAAGGAGAAGCUAAGGGCUCUGCUUCAGGGAAAGAUAGGUUCACCAAGCUUUGUGCUAGAGGUCACUGGAGGCCAGCUGAAGAUGACAAACUUAAGGAGCUUGUGAGCCAAUACGGUCCACAAAAUUGGAACUUGAUUGCUGAACAUUUAGAAGGAAGAUCAGAUCCUAAGAUCAACAGAAGGUCUUUUUCUGAGGAGGAAGAGGAAAAACUUUUGACUGCCCACAAAAUGUGUGGUAGCAAAUGGGCCAUGAUUGCUAGACUCUUUCCUGGAAGAACAGAUAAUGCAGUGAAGAACCAUUGGCAUGUGAUGAUGUCUAGGAAGCAGAGGGAGCAGUCUAAUAGUGCGUAUCGAAGGAGAAAACCAAUUAUUGAUGAACCUGUUCCGAAGGGUUUGAAUCUGACAUUGUCUAACAACGCAACUAGUGAGUCAACAAUCUCAAGCACCAUUGAUGAGUCUGCUUCAACUUGCACCAACUUCUCCCUUACUCCCUCUUCAGCCAGGUUGACUCCUUCUUUUGAACUCUUAGACCAACCAGGUCCUUCUCAAAUUCAUCAAGCCUUUCCAUCAAAAAUGGGACAAUCUAGAGCGGAUUUGAAGUUGAACAAAUAUUUUUGUGGUUGGAACGGGUCACAUACUGUUGAAUACGAGGGACAAAUGCUAAUGGGAGUGGACCAGUCUAGUUUUUCUGAUGCAAACUCAGAAGUAUCAGUAUCUGAGUCAGUUGCCACCAAUAGGUCUAAUCUCUCAAUUUCUGCAGAGAAAGAGAGUGAAACUAUGGGUGAUUUCGGGGAGAAGUAA